Messenger RNA from Fusarium redolens, 4419 nucleotides. RefSeq lists its product as uncharacterized. The transcript is spliced from 3 exons. Lineage: Eukaryota; Fungi; Ascomycota; Sordariomycetes; Hypocreales; Nectriaceae. The record is from RefSeq and is a predicted model, not a curated record. The coding region runs from base 1 to 4419 and encodes 1472 amino acids.
AUGUCCACGACGAUUCGUUUGCGGCUCGUCAUCCGCAGACAUGCAGUCCCUGAGGUCAAGCUCGUCUGGCCCUGCGUCGCAAACGACGAUUUGACUGUGGCUAGGUUCCUAGCGCUGGUCAACGAGGUAGUACCGCUUGAGAGUGGAGAUUGGGGUCUUGAGGACUACGUUGUCGAGCUGUAUGAUGGCAAGGGCGAUAGUUUCGAGCUGCUACAUUUUCAGCCCGUCGGCAAAGUUUUGAAGGAGGAUGACCAAGUUUUAAUAAGAUCACUUUCUACCGACGAUUUAAGACGAAGAAGACUCAGCGGCCGACACCAAAUAUCCUACGAUGGAAAGCAUCUUAUCGAUGGACUUGCUUUUGGAAGGCCGUGGUUAAGGGCGCCACGCGAUCGUCCGGCACUUGACCUGCCCCCUCGAAAGCGAGCACGUAUUACACACGACGAAGAGCUCGACGAAGAUGACGACGGUUCAUAUGCGGACGAAGAAGACCAAUCAGAGCAGCUUUUGCUUGAAGACUCCGUACCCCCUGAAAUGGAAGAACCCGGCAGCGUUCGUUUAAGAGCAAGAUUCGUGGACAGCGAUCAACUCGAAGAAGAGGACGAGGAUGCAGACUUUGACGACGAAAACUAUAUCCAACCUACAGAAGAGGUUCACGCAGAGCCUGUGGUCGACGACGAGGAUGAGGACGUCGCUGGAAGUAGCGAUGAGGAGGACUUGGAUGCGGAUCUCUCUGACGAGCUAAGACUUCUACAAGAAGACAAUGCUAUUGUUGAGCAAACGCCUGCGAAGGAACAAGAAACUCUUCUUUCGGGGGACAGCAGCCAAGAUCCACAAGCACUUCUGCCUAUACAUGGAUUUGACGUUUCGUGGCUCGACAAGAUCACUGCACUGCGAGCUGCAUUUCCGCUGACACCAGUGUCUACGCUGCAAGAUGAAAUGAACCGAAAUAAAGAUCUGCGACAAACAUACGAAAACCUGUCCAGAACCAACAAGCCAGUGAUCAGUUACGAUGAAGCGCUUGAACGAGUUCUUCUAGGCCCCGGGUUCUCAGAUGCGCCGUCACUCGACCAGCCUAGCGAGGAUGAAGAAGACCCAGAAGAUCGAGUACUACUCCUCCCUGGUCAAGCGGAGACUAAGGACGCAACACGGCCAUUGAUCCAAGAGGUGGAAGAUGAGCCAGCGCCGCCGAGUACGUCCAGCAGGUUACAGAACGAGACACCGAGACCUCUAAUCAGCGAGGUCCCCGAGGCAGAGGAUGUUGCAUCGAGCUCCAGCAGUAGUUCGGAUUCUGACUCCGAAUCCGACUCUGACUCUGAUGUGGAUAUGGAGGAGAAAUCGGAUUCAGAUUCGGAUAGUGAUUCCGAUGAUUCGGACGACGAUUCAAGUGAUGGCUCCGAUGUCCCGGCCUUGACGCCUUCACGGCCAGUCAACAUCACCCAAGACUCUGAAGACUCCGACUUGAGUGACUCUGAUUCGGAUUCAGACUCUAGUUCCGAUUCGAGCAAGGCUGCUGGGGCUACCAAAGACUCCGCUGAAAGUGACUCGAAUGACAGCAGCGACAGUUCAAGCGACUCAGGCUCCAGCUCGAGUGAAUCCGAUUCGGAAUCGGAGCCCGAGGAGAUUUCCUCGAAAAAGCAGCCUCAAACGAAGCAACUGCAAGCUUCAGCAAACACUGAGCCCAAGACUAAUGGCCAAACUGUCAAAGCAGCCCUAGAACCCGCCCAAGGGCCGAAGCCGCCCGGAACUGGGCUGGCGAAGACGCAGAAGAGAAAUGCCCGGAAACGAGACGCCAAGAGACUCAGGGCGAUGCAGGCCUUAGAGGAUACGCAAUCUCAGGCAUCUGUCAAUGGGACUGCAAGCGAGGAAGCUGAGCUCAUGGCUCGAAAGCGGGCGCUUCUGAGUGCCGUCAGUGAUGAGCAAGAGGAUGACCCAAGCCCACCCAAGGACGCGCUAACCAAGGAGCCCAGACCCAUGAUAGUCGAAGUUGAGGAAGCACCAGCCGUCACGACGAGCCAAGAUGUAGCUCCGACUGAAGAAGCACCUGCCCCGACUCAACGCCGUCACAAAGUUGACAUGGGAGCUGGCCGCCGACUUCUCCUUGGUGCUCUGGGACUGAAGAAUCCAAGGACCAAGGCGGAUGAAGACAAGCUUCGCGACAGUUUGAUGAAGAAUGUGAAGCCUCUGCGAAAUCCUCGAGUUCAGGCUGAAGAAGCCAAGGCCAACGAUGACAAACCAGCGGAAGAGCAACCGGACGAGGACCCUGAAGCAUGGCGAAAGAAGAUCUCGUACAGGGCUGUCGAAUGCUGUCAUGAUGACAUUGUUUUGAGUGAGCCGCCAUUCCCAUUUGUGCAAAGAUGGGACCCCCAGCAACAAUAUGGAUCAAUGAGGAAGCGAAAGAGAGCAUCACAAAAUUUCAACGACGAGAGCUGCUACGAAGAGGAUUCUCAACAAUGGAAUGGUGAUGAAGAGUGGAACGACAACAGUCAAAGGAAGAAGAAGAAAAAGAAUAAGAAGCGAAAAAACAAGGGCGGCUUUGAUGGAGAAUACGACGAAGAGGAGUCACACGAGGGUUCUUUUGGUGGCACAGGAGCCAACGGUGAUGAAGAUAUUGUGCUGAAUUAUGAUGACAUCCCAACCAAGCAUCGCCCCGAAGAGAGUCAGUUUACAGACACAGAUGAUCUCCCUUCGCUGCCCUCAGAUAUCAGUACGCUCCCCAGUCUUGCGCUGUCCGACAUGAAGCCAGGUAUGGUUGCCACCUGGAAGCAGUUACUCAUGUCCAAGGCGACCAACUGGCAACCUGAAAUGGUAUCCAUGACCGGGCUUAUCCUUUCGAUCAGUGAGGACAACUGCAUGCAUGUCCUUCUAGCGAAGAGGGACAGAGAGGGAAACGAUAAAGAAUACGACGAAUACACAGGCCAACGGAUCUAUGCAAAAUUCGAAGCACCAGAUCUUGACGAAGACGAAGAGGACGACGGUCGGAGAGAUAUUCUCUGGGCAGAAAUGUCCGACCCGAGGCUGGUCCAGCCAGCACCGCCAUCCGCUAUGCUGGAGACCUCUGCUAAGAGCAUAAAGCUUCAGGCCGAACAGAACAAACCCGUACAGAAUGAAAAUUCCACGACGGACAACAAGGUUAGCACGAGAACAGAUCCCGAUGAGACUAUGGCUGAGGAGUUAGAUACGCAGAAAGUGAGAGCCGAGGUGGAGGCCGAUUUGAAGGAACAGGAAACUGAAGGGAAGCCCUCAGGAACCGACAAGUCAACCUCGAUCCCUUCUGGCCAACAGCCGCCACGGCUUGAGUUUACGGCUUCCAGAGAUGACAGUCCGAUCAGCAGUUUUGUUCAGACUGCUGGGUUGUGGAGUAAUUUUGACAGUCCUAUCCACCAACUACAGGAGUCUAUGCAAGCAUCCACGUCCCAGUUGCAAUCUCUUUUGUCGCGUGAUUCAGAUAAGGGUAAAAAAGAUAAUGGGGAGGAAGAGAAACCAGAUAUUGAUGAGUCGGAUGGAGCGAAAGAUGCAAGGGAUUCUGAAGGAGAGCCGGUACCGACAGUCGAAGGUAGCUGGGACGCAGUUAUUCCUGAUACUAUACCCUCACCAGGCCUGCCACCACUGCCGACAAAGGAUAACGCACUUAUUGACCACCGUCUGCUGGUGGUACCCUCAUCUGCGGGUAGCGUUCGCAGUGGGCGGCAACCCCCAUCAGUCAGCGGUCUUGAAGACCUGCCAGAGGAACGAGUUGAAGAUUCAGUCGAGGCGGGUAUAGUUGAUGGUCCUCACAGGAGAACCAUGAGCCCUCAAGUGACGAACGAGUCCCGCCCAAGAAGCAGCAGUCCAUUUCCCUCACUGGAGGAAAUCUUUCAUACAGCAAGGCAGACACAAAGUCCUCUGAAGUUCAGUCAGAUGUCAGUGCCCCGGUUCAUAAAGCCCGAAAAGAAAGAUGGGGGUUAUGAAGAGGCGAUGAGGAAGUUGGACGAAGGCGAGGAGUCUGAUCGUUCACCUGAUUGCAACAAAUCUUUACGGAAUAGUCCCUUAAUACGAUCGUUCAAGAGCCAGGGAUCCAAGACUGAAGACCCAGAGCCUAAGCAUGUCGCGACACCACCGACAUCUCAGAAAGUGAAGCAAGAAUCACAGUUCAUCAUCCCAGAGGGCAGCCAGGUUAUCGAACUGAGCUCUAGUCCACCAUCAGUGCAGUAUACCGAGGACUACGCCCAAGACAGCGAGGAUGAGACUUAUCAGGAUUCUCCAUUGCCACAGGAUUCAGGUUGGGUGCAGAAGAAACACAGUGAAGUCAAUACGCGAAGUCGAGGGAAGAGUCUACCCGCGACGGAUGCCAAGAAGACAACAACUGUACAAAGCCGAACUACACAUGGACAGACAUCCGCUCCUCUGGCUCGGGAGGUGUUGACGAGUGCUUACAGUUAG